AUGCCCAUAGCUGAUGCAUCGUUGUACGAUUUAAUUACCAUGAUCAAAUUAUUGUAUUAUAAAAAUUUGGAAAACAAUAGACAGUCUAUUGAAAAUCAUCCGAUCCUUCAACUGUAUCAUUGGUUCAUUGCCUGUGAAUUGUUCAAAGAGAUAGCACAGGGAGUCAACUAUUUGCAUACACAAAGUCCGGUAAUAUUGCAUUUGGAUCUCAAACCGAGAAACAUAUUGAUUAGACUAUCGGAGCCGUCAACUAUUGUAUGCAAGAUAUGCGACUUUGGACUUGCGGUUCACGAAAAUACUGUACAUUUAGCUGCGACGGGCGGUACUCCUGCUUAUAUGGCACCGGAAGGUAUAGCCAGUGGUGUCAAAGCAGAUAUCUAUAGUUUGGGAGUUGUAUUACGCAAUUUGUUUGAUAAUUUUGUGGCCAACGAGGACUCAAUGAGCAGUCAUAGUGUUAAUGUUGGUAUAAAACCUUUAACAGUAUUGGACGAUAAAAUCAAUUCAUUGAAACAAUUGCAAAACAAUAUGACACACGGCGUCUACACUGUUAGGCCGUCCAUACAGCAGGUCAUUGAAUGUCAACAUCGAUGGGAUUCAACACAUUUGGCAAAACGGUUGGCAAUAAAUAGCCGUACAAUCAAUAUAUCUUUUGGUACAGUAGUUCGUAUGGCAGCUACAAGUCAUCAAUCAUUGUCCUCGUUAUCUAAACAACAACAACACGUGUACCGCAUGUCGUUGACUACGUGUCAAUCAUUGUACGACCGAAAAACAUUUAGAUGA
Molecule: messenger RNA, 780 nt
Organism: Oppia nitens
Lineage: Eukaryota; Metazoa; Arthropoda; Arachnida; Sarcoptiformes; Oppiidae
Product: dual specificity protein kinase shkA-like
Exons: 2
Coding region: 1-780 (259 amino acids)
Biological process (GO): protein phosphorylation
Cellular component (GO): cytosol
Molecular function (GO): eukaryotic translation initiation factor 2alpha kinase activity; ATP binding
Source: RefSeq, a predicted model, not a curated record